Sesamum indicum (sesame) is the source of this 3070-nucleotide messenger RNA. RefSeq names its product cryptochrome 1 (gene CRY1). Gene Ontology annotation, molecular function: DNA binding; blue light photoreceptor activity; deoxyribodipyrimidine photo-lyase activity. Gene Ontology annotation, biological process: blue light signaling pathway; entrainment of circadian clock by photoperiod; circadian regulation of gene expression. The record is from RefSeq and is a predicted model, not a curated record. Gene Ontology annotation, cellular component: nucleus; cytoplasm. Lineage: Eukaryota; Viridiplantae; Streptophyta; Magnoliopsida; Lamiales; Pedaliaceae.
AAAUCUUGAAAAACAAAAAAGUUGUGGCUGCAAAUUGCCCAUCAGUUUUCUUGCAACCCCACUACCCAGAACCAAUCGCAUUCACUCUCCUCCAUCUCUCUAGCAAAAGGGUUCUCUUUGCUUGGCUGCCUAUUUUGAUAACAGUAUUAACUUCAGGCAAAUCAAGAUUCACCAAGAAUUAAAUUCUUUCAGUUUCAGACACACAUAUGUAGUCUCCUACCAAAAUUAGGGACAAAGAACGGUUGUAAAACGAGUUCUUCGCUAUCCAAGAACUGCAGUUUCCUUUUAUUGUCGGUUGUUUGAAAUUCUCAAUUGUUGAAACCAGUAGCAAAGCACCACAAAGGGGUACGACCAUUUACAGCCCACCUCAAGAAAGAGACGGAAUUAUGGUGUCUAGAUAGCAGAGAAGUGCGUGUUGUGUGUGUAUUUCUUGUUUUGUUAUUUGUUCGAAUUGUCUAGGUAGCAGAGAAUUAGGAUUGAAUUUUGUGUGUUUUUUCCUUUGUCUUGUUUGAGAUUGAUGGGAAUGUCAGGAAGUGGAUGUAGUAUAGUAUGGUUUAGGAGAGAUCUGAGAGUGGAAGACAAUCCAGCACUAGCUGCUGGGGUGAGGUCAGGGGCAGUUGUAGCACUGUUUAUAUGGGCACCUGAGGAAGAAGGGCACUAUUAUCCUGGAAGGGUCUCAAGAUGGUGGGUUAAGCAGAGUUUAGCACAUCUUGAUAGCUCUUUGAGGAGCCUUGGGACUUCUCUUGUUACUAAGAGGUCUACUGAUAGUGUUUCUUGUCUUCUUCAAGUUAUCAAAUCCACUGGAGCGACUCAACUCUUCUUCAACCAUUUAUAUGACCCUAUAUCACUGGUUAGGGAUCACCGAGCAAAGGAAGUCUUGACAGCUGAAGGUGUAGCAGUCCGCUCCUUCAAUGCAGACUUGCUCUAUGAACCUUGGGAAGUUCAUGAUGAGGAAGGUCGGCCAUUUACAACUUUUACUGGAUUCUGGGAGAAAUGCCUUAGCAUGCCAUACGAUCCUGAAGCUCCACUGCUCCCACCAAAAAGAAUUAUUCCUGGUGAUGUGUCAAGAUGCCCAGCAGACACUUUAGUAUUUGAAGAUGAGUCGGAGAAAGGAAGCAAUGCACUUCUUGCUCGGGCAUGGUCACCUGGCUGGAGCAAUGCAGAUAAGGCCCUAACAACCUUCUUAAAUGGACCACUCAUAGAGUACUCAAAGAACCGUAGAAAGGCCGAUAGCGCUACAACCUCGUUCCUUUCUCCCCAUUUACAUUUUGGGGAAAUUAGCGUCAGAAAGGUCUUCCAUCUUGUUCGCAUUAAGCAAGUUCUCUGGGCUAAUGAAGGUAAUGUAGCAGGUGAAGAGAGCGUCAACUUGUUCCUCAAGAGUAUUGGCCUUAGGGAGUAUUCGAGAUACAUGAGUUUCAAUCAUCCUUACAGCCAUGAAAGGCCUUUACUUGGACACCUGAAGUAUUUCCCUUGGGUUGUGGAUGAGGGCUACUUUAAAGCCUGGAGACAAGGAAGAACGGGAUAUCCUCUGGUCGAUGCUGGUAUGAGGGAGCUGUGGGCCACUGGCUGGCUACAUGAUCGGAUACGGGUAGUUGUCUCCAGUUUCUUUGUGAAAGUUCUGCAGCUGCCUUGGAGAUGGGGAAUGAAGUACUUCUGGGAUACCCUACUGGAUGCAGAUCUUGAGAGCGAUGCUCUUGGUUGGCAAUAUAUAUCUGGUACUCUUCCAGAUGGUCGUGAGUUUGAUCGUAUUGAUAAUCCCCAGUUUGAGGGCUACAAGUUUGACCCCAACGGAGAGUAUGUUCGACGAUGGCUUCCUGAACUUGCCCGAUUGCCAACCGAAUGGAUACACCAUCCAUGGAAUGCACCAGAAUCUGUGCUCCAAGCUGCUGGAAUUGAGCUCGGCUCAAAUUACCCUCUUCCCAUCGUCGAAAUUGUUGCUGCAAAAGCCCGGUUGCAAGAAGCACUCUCGCAGAUGUGGCAGCAUGAAGCAGCUUCAAGAGCUGCCAUCGAGAAUGGAAUGGAGGAGGGGCUCGGAGACUCGUCUGAGUCUACCCCUAUUGCGUUUCCCUCAGAGACACACAUGGAGAUGGAUAAUGAACCUAUCAGAAACAACCCCACAAACAAUAUCAUUCGACACUAUGAGGAUCAGAUGGUGCCAAGCAUGACAUCCUCUUUUCUGCGGGUCGAAGAUGAAGAGACAUCAAUCGAGCUUAGAAACUCAGUCGACAACAGCAGAGCUGAGGUACCGUCGAAUAUAAACGUAACAGAGGAGCCAAGAAGAGAAGUACAUGGCCAUGCUAUUAUGCAGGCAGAUAGAACCAAUGAUGCUUUCCCGCAUACUAAUUUUUCAAGAGCUCGUAGAAACUCUGAAGAUUCAACAGCAGAAUCAUCGAGUAGCAGUAGAAGAGAGAGAGAUGGUGGUGUAGUUCCAGUUUGGUCUCCCUCGAGUUCUAGCUACUCUGAUCAAUUUCCCGGUGAGGAUAAUGGUAUCGGAACCAGUUCCUCUUACUUGCAAAGGCAUCCGCAGUCUCACCAGCUAUUGAACUGGAGGAGGCUUUCUCAAACUGGGUAAGUCGCAAUCUUUGCAUAAUGCAUAAAAAUGCUGCUAGCAGUUUCGACAUAUAUCAGUUUCAUGCUCUUUCUACCAGAUGACUUCCGCAAAGACCUUAUAUUGGAAUGAACACAGCCGUUGUAGUCAGUGUGAUGGAACCAGCAUCUAAUGUAAAACAUAUCUGCUUUUCAUCACACUGAUCACACCAGAUCAACAAUCCAUUGCCAUCUACAAUUUUUUCCUAGUCUGGAUCAGGUGAUCCGUCUUGCUGUUGUACGAUAUUUGUAGUUCUGCUGUAUAGUUAUAUAUAUUGUUCCACAAGCUCGGACAAAUAUCAACGUAGACACGUGCAGCCUUUCAAUAAAUGCAGGUUUGCGCCUUGUAUAUUAUUCUAUUGACUAGGGAGAUAUUUCGAUUGCAAUAAUGCUCUACUCCACAUUGUUCAUCGAUACAAUACUUCUAUGUUUGACCGCAAAGUUACGCACGAGCUCUUGUAGAGUAACCUGUAGAUUGUUUCAA